Medicago truncatula (barrel medic) is the source of this 700-nucleotide messenger RNA. RefSeq names its product MAPK kinase substrate protein At1g80180. NCBI's taxonomy places the organism in Eukaryota, Viridiplantae, Streptophyta, Magnoliopsida, Fabales, Fabaceae. The coding region runs from base 78 to 389 and encodes 103 amino acids. The record is from RefSeq and is a predicted model, not a curated record. The transcript has a single exon.
AUUAGUUGGAAUUUAGAAUUUUCCUUCAAAUAUUCAACCAUAUCAUAUCAUAGAGAGAGAAACACAGAGAGAGAGAGAUGGCUGAGCUGCAGAAAUCAUUAGCAUCAUUCAGGAGACAAGGUUCAUCAGGAUUGGUUUGGGAUGAUAAAUUCUUGUCUGGUUUGAAUCAGAAUCAACUAGAACAAGAGAGUGCAUCAACUGGUACGUUGGAGAGAAGCAGAUCAGCUGGAGCAAGACCAUAUCGAUCGGUCAACGUUGCACCAACAUCAAUUGACCCACCUUCUCCUAAGGUUGCAACAUGUGGUUUUUGUGGUUUGUUUGGUAAACCAGUUGCUGCUUCUUCAGCACAUAAAUCAAAUAAUCCCAAAUCAAGAAAAAGAAGAUCAUGAUCAUCCUUAAUCUCUUGGUGGUGGUAAUUAUCCAACUUGUAUGUAAAUUAGUUCUUAAAUCUUGAUCAUGUUUUUUAUUAUGUUGUUUAUCCUUUAUUAUAAAUUGUUUGUCUCGGUUUAAAUUGUGUUAUUUUGUUGUUUGGGUGUUAAAUUGUGUAAAUUCGUAGAACAUAUGGAUGUACUAUCUCCGUGUGAAAUAAGGUUUGCUCAAAUUUUGUCUCAAAGAUUUUGGUUUAGAGUUCCAAGCUCAAAUUUUCGUGUGUUGAUAAUUUUCCAAUUAAUCGCAAUUUCAAUAGACCUUUUUACUUUUA